Messenger RNA from Anthonomus grandis grandis, 2487 nucleotides. RefSeq names its product embryonic polarity protein dorsal-like. Gene Ontology annotation, biological process: cellular response to stress; innate immune response; non-canonical NF-kappaB signal transduction. Gene Ontology annotation, molecular function: DNA-binding transcription factor activity; DNA binding. Lineage: Eukaryota; Metazoa; Arthropoda; Insecta; Coleoptera; Curculionidae. The transcript has 10 exons. The record is from RefSeq and is a predicted model, not a curated record. The coding region runs from base 550 to 2160 and encodes 536 amino acids. Gene Ontology annotation, cellular component: cytoplasm.
UGUAAGCAAUAAAUAAUUUCAACCUUGAUAAGAUGUUAUUUACUUAUAAUAGACCAACGAAGAUGCAUGAUUUUAUGAGCAUGAACAUAAUCAAAGUUAUCCUAGUCUCCGCAAAUCUGUUUAUCCCCACUCUAUAUCCCCUCUUAAUUGGGACAAAGUUCGGCCGACAUCUAUUUAAAUACCGUGAAAUUCAUCUGUUGAUUAGUAUUGCAAAUUGCUAUAAUAUAUAAACAUCUAUUUGCCCAGCAAGCUCUGAACGCGAUAGAAACCGGUAGUGCAAUAAUAAAAUUUUUAAUUUACCUAUUUAUAAUUUUAGUGUUUCCAUUUACUUGAGAGUUUCUAUAGUGAACUGUGUGGUCCUAUAAGCAUACUCAGUGUAAACCAAAAAGUGAUUCUUGGACCAAAUCGGAAACUUUUGGUAGCUAUUGCUGUUGGUUAUAACAUGGGAAAAUCGUUGCUUGCUUUCCCAGAAUACCUCAUACAGCAGCCUCUUCUCUACUAAUAUCAACAAUUGGUAUAUUCCAGAAUCUAUAGGCCUCUAAAGCUGAAAUGGCAGCUCACAGACCGAAAAGAGUAUAUCCUGGAACCGUUUCGAUGAUAGAGCAGCCAGCUUCAGAUGGAUUGGGUAAAUUUAGAUACCAAUCAGAAACUGGUAGUGGACGAAGAGCAGGCUGUUUAUUAGGAGUUAAUACUACUAAUGAUAAUAAAAGUUUUCCGAAAAUCCGAAUCCAGGUGCAGGACCCAAAUUAUGCCGAGAAGGAACUCUUACUGAUAGUGUCUUGUGUCACAACAGAACAACCAUAUUUAGUACAUCCAAAUAAAUUAACAGGAAAUGGAUGUGAAAAUGGUGUAUUUAGGACGAAUGUAUCUAUAGGCACUUCAGCAAUCAUUGAGUUGAGAUAUAUGGGAAUUGUGCGUGUACGGAAAGGAGACGUUAAGAGUUGGUUAGAAGAACGAGAACGGAUCAAUGUUGAUCCGUAUAAAAAUGGUUUUUGCCAUAAAUCGAAUAAUCGCACUACAAUAUCCUCAAAGGCUGUUCGGUUAUGUUGCCAAGUCUUUUAUUGGGAAACCGAAAAUGGUACUAAAAAACUGCGUACGUUCUGCGAACCUGUAGUAAGUAACAUUAUUUACAGUAAAAAUAAAAAUACUGUUCCCGAUUUGGCAAUUACCAGGAUCUCAGACUGUAUUAGCGAUGCAGAUGGUAAUGGAAAGGAAAUUAUUUUAUGGUGUGGCGACGUUAAGAAAGGGGACAUAGAAGUAAAAUUCGUCAAAGAAAACGAAAACGGUGAAGUAGUAUGGGAAGCGAGGGCAACCAAAAUUGAAGUGCAGAAAAAAAACUCAUCUAUAGCUUUUCAAGCACCACCAUACCAAAUGUCUGACGGUGAAGAUAUGGUUAAUGUCAAGCUGAAGCUGUACAGACCUUCGGAUGGUAGUGAGGGUGAAGCUAGAGAUUUUUUGUAUUUAUCAACCCGUAGCGUGUGCACAUGUAGAUACUAUAGAGAAUUUUAUAAAGGAUUUGAAAAUAAUCUAUUGCAAAUACCUAAAGACAAUAGCCCUAAAACUAUGAACUAUGAUAGAAAGAGAGCGAGGUUUGAUAGAGACUUAUCCGAAAUGACAAAAACAUUACCAACACUAAAUGAAUACUCUCAGAUAAAACAGUCAACAAUAUUGUCUAUGGACUGGAAUGGAAGCUUCAGUGAAACUGCUGAGCAAAAUAUAUUUAAAUCGGAACCUCACCUUACUGAUGCCAAAAGAUUGGAUGACUAUACGCAACCAACAACCUCUUUCUAUCAGCAGCAAGCUGAUCCUCCAUCAUAUCCUUUAAAUAUAAUAAAUUCUUUCUAUCAACCGCCAAUAGUUACCCAGCCUCCCAAUGAACAAGCAAAUCCAAGUCCAAUUGUUGAACAUAACAUAUUUGACAAUAAUGGUAUGCUCUUUAAUUCAGACGAGUUUCGCAAACUUGCGAUAGAUACAAUGGAUAUGAUGCCUGAAAAUUUUCUGACCUUUGAUACUUUAACAGAAUGCGACUUUCAGACCAUGCAAGUGCCAACAGCUCAACAGAAUCACGUACAGCAGUUUCCAUCUAACAACUUUUGCCAAGAGGCAUAUAGGGCAUCGAAAGAAAACUUCUUUCAUAUGGACGGGACAAUGAAAAAAUGACUGAUAUAAUUAGUGAGAUUUGGUUUUAAAGUACAAAUUAUUAUAAAAGCAUAAUAAUUAAUUUAUAUCUUAGAUUUGACAAAUAAGAUAUUUUACUCUAGUAAAUAUUAUAAAUGAUACAAUAUUUAAUAAUUAAGUUUUAAUACCGAUUAUGUAAAUACUUUUAUUAUUAUAUAUUUUAUUUACUUAACAAAAAAAGUAGUACGUAUAUUUUUUACGAAUUUUUAAAUAUGACAUAAUGAAGUGUUAAAGUAAAAAAGUUAUAUAAUAUGUUAAAAUGAUAUGUAUAAUGGCAUCAUGACCAACCAAAAAAAAGAGUAUCUAUUU